Molecule: messenger RNA, 4534 nt
Organism: Planococcus citri (citrus mealybug)
Lineage: Eukaryota; Metazoa; Arthropoda; Insecta; Hemiptera; Pseudococcidae
Exons: 4
Coding region: 828-1766 (312 amino acids)
Source: RefSeq, a predicted model, not a curated record
AUCUAUAUUCGUACUUUUUGGCAUAGGUACUCGUACGUCGUCAUUGCAUCUUGAACAUUUAACGUUUAGGUUUUUCCGUUAUUUAUUCAAUUCAAUUGUUUUAAAACACUGGCAACCGCUUGUUAAUUAACUAUACAUUUAGUCGUAUGUACAUUCAGCGGAAAAACUAACAAAAAUUGCGUGGGACUGAAAUCAAAUUGAAUAUUUUACUUUUUAAAGUACAGUGGAUAGUUAGCAUCUACAUUAGGUACGCUUAAACGUGCUCCGAAUUCAUAAGUUUGUGCAAAGUUAUGUUAUACACUUACACUUUUUUGCUGUUUGAGAAAAUUAUACAGAUUAAAAUUUUCGAAAUGAGAACAGGGCCGCCGAGAAGGUAAGCAAUGGGAACAAUUUGGUCCCGGCUUUGGAGAACCCAAAAAAUGAAGGGCUUGGCCAUGGCCUUAGAUGAAUUAUGAAUCAUCAGUUUUUGAGAGGGGCCAAAAUAGCCCAUUGUGCUGCUCUUUUUCGCUCUCGACGGCUCUGAUUAAGGGCACUUUGUACUAGAUUGAUGCAAUUUUUUUCAUUUACUAUAGGAAAUAUUGAAUCGUCAAACCUAAAUCUUAUCAUGUUCAGCUGAUCUGUAGAGCCUUCAGGAUGUUUUGAUUUUCUUCAUCAUCUGUAAUUUAUUGAAGAGGUACGGAAAGUGAUAUAGAGACAAGCCAAUGAACAUUUACCUAAGACUAACUUCUGAGAUACCCAACCUGAGAAUUCAUCGUUGGAAAACUUGAAUAGGUACCUGUAAUCGUAGUAUGCGCUUUAUUCUCCAGUGAAUUAUAUAUUUUCACCCGAUGAAAAUGGACAUCGACAUCAUCCGAGCAGAAAUAGGAAAUUCAACAUUCGCACCUCCACCGAACUCGAACUCGACCACUGGUAAUUCAACAACUCCUGACGACGAAAUACACGUACAAUUCAGUACACAUGAAAUCAUAAUAAUACUUUUUAAUUUACUAGCUUAUAUCCUUUCAAUUAUCACCAUGAUUAUCCACCUUUUCAAAUUUUUCAAUUCGAAACAAAAACAGAAUUUACAAAUCAAAAAUUUGACCAGUUAUUGCGCCUGUUUAUUGGUCAUGUAUUUGUACAUAAUCAUCUCGGUUACAUCUAUUCCUAAACUUUAUCCCGCUUCUUUCUACGUGACUGAUUUGUACAUACAUGUAGCAGCAUCCUGCUUUUUAUUGAUCAUGGCUUUUUAUACUUGUAUGUGCAUAGUUGUAAGUCAAAAAGGAUACCAUUUUCCUUGCUCCGAUGAAAGACAACUUGUCAUAUACUCCGUGAUUGGCUGGAUGGUCCCGGUACCCCUUUCAUUAAUGAUUUACUUCCUGGAAUCUUCGCCUUUCUUUAGAAUUACCACCAUUUUAUUCAUACGUUUUCUAGCCGUUAUUCCAUUUUUCAUAUCGUUAUGGUAUAUAAAAUCUAUCGGCUGGAACAGAACAAAUAUAAUUAAAAAUUUCGUCAUUCACGUACGUCUGCUGAUUCUUACCGGUGCGAUUUCGUUUAUUCCCAAUACCAUUUAUGGUAUUUUUUUGUUACUCGAUGAACAAGCUAAGUCCACCACUGUAUUUGCUGUCAUUGCCGAAACGCUUUAUUUAUGGGAAGGAUUCAUCGUCGGAUUAUGCUUUACAUUUAGAAAAGGAACGUUUGAAAACCGAAAUGAAAAUCCUAUCGAAUUGACUAAUGGGUAUACCACUGAAGUGGGGCAGGUUUUGGAUGAUGAUGAUGAUGCGUCUUGAAAUUUUAUAUUUUUUCUAUAAAAUUGAUGUCGCUAUACUGAAUUCAUCUACGACACCAACUCUAUAAAAAUAAUAAUCUCUUUCUGAAGUAGUAUGCUUGCUUAGGUAGGUUAGGUACCUACUUACAUGGAAAAUACUUCAUGUUCAUUGUGAUUUGUAACUGUGUCAAGUGUUCUUAUUUUGAAAAAUGAUAAUCUUUACCACUUUUCCAUGGUUGGAUCUCACAUGCACUUUUUAAUUUAUGUAUUUAUUUUAUUUAUACUUAUGAAUUAAAUAAUUUGGCAGCUUUUUAUACCAUAGGUACCCAUUCUACAUCAGUAUUAUGUAGGGUAGGUAUUAGGUGUGUACAUUUAUUACGUAGCGUUUUUUAAAAACAUGAAAAAUAUGUACUGUUCGUGUACCUAACUUAAUCUAAUUUAUACUUAAGCAUAGCUAUGUAUUAUAAUAUUUUGUACUCGAUAUGUUUUAUGUUUGGAUUCAGAUAAGCUCAGGAGUCAGGAGACUCUUCAAAUUGAUGCUCAUUUAAAUGUGAAAAAGUCAAUGAUUCAAAAAUAACAAUUUUUCAAAGUAGUCAAAGAACUACUUAAGAAGUCGAAAUUCGAUUUGCACAUUAUUUUUAACCUUCCAAUUCGAUUUUUGUUGUUAGGUCAUUCCAUGUCAAUUCGAAUAAAAAAGUGCGAUUUUGAAAGUCAUGUCUUUCGAUUUCGCUCAAAUUUUUUUUACAAUAUCUACUGACCCAGUAAGUGAGAAACCCGCAAACAGUUUGGUCCCAGCCCCCUCAGGGGGGUGGGGGGCUUCCAUUAUUUUCACAGAGUCUCGAGGUGCUCAACUUCAGCAGCGUAUUCCUCCAAAACUAUGAUACUUUGAUUAAAACUGAUUUCACAGUUUAAAAGGGUAUUGAAUUUUGAACUUUUCAAGCAUUUAGAAAUUUUCAAAAUUUGUAAGUUGAACUUUCAAAUUGAAUGUUCAAAUUUCAAAAUGGCGGUGUAAGUAGAAACCCCCAUUUAAAAUUCUGAAAAAAUUUCCAUAGAUGCACCUUUUGAUGCUUUUUCGAAAUAUUCAAGUUUCGAGAUGGGAUCUCUUGAUGAAAGGAGAGCACCCCCACCCCCAAUUUUGGGCAAAACUUUCAAAAAAAAAUCUGGGACAUGUGAUACAUCGAAUUGUAUGUUUUUGGUAACGCUGAACACGAAUAUGACGUUAGAUUUUUGAUUGGGCCCUAUCCACGGCCCCCAGCACCUGCCCAAAUGGGAUAAAAGUUCAAAAUAGAGUUUUUUUUCGUGCGACACAUCAAAUAGUAUGUUUUUGGUGACGCCGAACACGAAUAUGACGUCAGAUUUUUGGUUGGACCCCAUCCACCACGGCCUCCAACAAAUUUUUUGGACUUUUACCAAUUGGGGGAGAUUCUCGGAGCCAUGGGUGCGGUGAAUUAAAAAAACUAAGGCUAUAUUCGUGUUCAACGAUAUCGAAAACAUACUAUUUCAUGUGUCACAAGAUUGAAACUAUUUUUUUUUAGGUUAUCCUCCCUUGGGGAGGUGCUGGGGAGCCGUGCAUGGGUCCAAUAAAAAAUCUGACGUCAUAUUCGUAUUCAGCGUCACCAAAAACAUACUUUUUCAUGUGUCGCACGAAAAACCUCCUAUUUUGAACUUUUACCCCAUUUGGGGAGGUGCUGGGGGCCGUGGAUGGGGCCCAAUCAAAAAUCUAACGUCAUAUUCGUGUUCAGCGUUACCAAAAACAUACAAUUCGAUAUAUCACAUGCCCUAGAUUUUUUUUUGAAUGUUUUGCCCAAAUUUGGGGGUGGGGGUGCUCCCCUACCAUCAAGAGAUUCCAUCUUGGAACUUCAAUAUUUCGAAUAAGCAUCAAAAGGUGCAUCUAUGGUAAUUUUUUCAGAAUUUUAAAGAGGGGCUCCUACUUACAGCGUCAUUUUGAAAUUUGAACUUUCAAUUUUUAAAGUUCAACUUAUAAAUUUUGAAAAUUUCUAAAUGCUUAAAAAGUUCAAAAUUCAAUACCCUUUUGAACUGUGAAAUCAGUUUUGAUCAAAGUAUCAUAGUUUUGGAGGAAUGCGCUGCUGAAGUUGAGUACCUCGAGACACUGUGAAAAUAAUGGAAGCUCCCCCACCCACCCCUGAUUGGGCUGGGACCAAACUGAUUGCGGGUUUCUUACUUUUACUGGGUGGGUAGAUAUUGAAAAAAAAUUUGAGCGAAAUCGAAAGACAUGACUCAAAAACGUUGGUCGAAUUGACAUGGAAUGAUCCAAUUCUGGGAGGUAUUGUAUUUUAAUUUAUUUUAAAGGCUUGUGAUACCUAUUACCUAUCUAAUUACGCUUGCUUAUAAGUAUUAGGUACAUAAUAUACCUAUUUACAUUAAAUCUUGCGGUUUAACGUGGCUUUCUUUAGUAUUAUAAGCCUUGUACGAUACGAUUAUUUAUAAAUUUUCUACCGAAUUUCAAUUUUUGGUAAUUAGUAUUAAAUUGAGCUUAUGCAUUCAACUUUUUUUUUUCUGCUGUACAUUUAUGUUAAAUAUAGAAACCCGCUUAAUAUAAUUUAAGUAUAUAAAAAUUAAAACAAUUGAUCAACGUAUUAAUAAAUCAAAUAUGUAUUUACCUGUUUAAUGUAUAGGCUACUUCCGAUUUUUUUUUUGUGAUUCAAUAGAAUGCACCGUCAUGUAGUGUCAGUAAUAUAAGUAGCUAAUAAAUAUCUCAAUAUAAGAAUUGAUGUAACAGAACUUGGAACUAUACAAUAGACACAAUUACAUAUUUAUCCGGACACUCAA